Molecule: messenger RNA, 510 nt
Organism: Blepharisma stoltei
Lineage: Eukaryota; Ciliophora; Heterotrichea; Heterotrichida; Blepharismidae
Source: the annotation of a GenBank genome assembly
AUGGCAAGUGUUAAAAUCAUGAUCGCCGGACUGCUUGAAAAUACAAAAAUUGAAGUUAGACAAAAUGUGCUGCUAAGAAGCCAAUUGAGAGGCUUUCAAUAUAAUUCAGAAGCUGAUUUAGUUGUACUCCAUCACCGUUCUGAAGGAAGAUUGCUACUCACAGACAGGAAUGGCUUUUAUAUGGACUUUUUGGCAAGCGUUUAUAGAUUUAUGGAAGGAAGAGUGCUGAUCUUAAUAACAGAUAUAGAAGAAGACCCACCUGAAGGAGCUUUAGUCUCCUCAGAAAUAUAUGAGCUGUCUAAGUUUGGGGAUCAGCCAACUAUUGGGAUUUUGGGAGAAAUGGGGAAAGUUGUUUGCUAUAAAAAUUCGCCUUCAGAAUAUCAGCUGAGUCAUAUCAAAGAAAGCAUUUUGAGGUCAGCAUUUUAUAGAGAACCUGCGAAUUACUCGAGGUUGCCUGAUAUUUUUCAUCCUACCACAAAUCCAAAUAAGUUUAAGUGUUCAUUACUAUAA